Molecule: messenger RNA, 555 nt
Organism: Dromiciops gliroides (monito del monte)
Lineage: Eukaryota; Metazoa; Chordata; Mammalia; Microbiotheria; Microbiotheriidae
Product: chymotrypsinogen 2-like
Exons: 5
Coding region: 1-555 (184 amino acids)
Biological process (GO): proteolysis
Molecular function (GO): serine-type endopeptidase activity
Source: RefSeq, a predicted model, not a curated record
AUGCCUUCCCUGGAUCCUGGACCCAGCAGGUCUCCUUGCAGGAGGAAUCACAGCGUGGUAGUGGGUGAAUUUGACCAGAGGUCUGAUGAGGGGGUCGUUCAGAUCCUGAAGAUCCGGCAGGUCUUUAAUCACCCCAACUACACCAAGGCCCCCUACAGUAAGGACAUGGCCUUAGUGAAGCUGGUCACACCUGCCCGAUUCUCAGACACCGUGUCCCCCAUCUGCGUGCCUAGUGCCAAUGACUAUAUCCCUGAAGACUCCCGGUGCAUCACUAGUGGAUGGGGCAGGACCAGUUAUGAUGACUACACAGGGCCCAAGAAGCUUCAGCAGGCAGCCUUGCCCCUCUUGUCCAAUACCCAAUGUGAGAAGUUCUGGAGCAGCCACAUCAGCCCAGAGGUGGUGUGCGCCAGAACCAAAGGGGCUUCUUCCUGCAGGGGUGACUCCGGAGGGCCCCUGGUCUGCCAAAAAGCUGAAGCCUGGACCUUAACUGGCAUAGUCUCCUGGGGCAGCCAGGCCUGCGCACGUUUGAAGCUUGUGGUGUAUACCUGCAACUGA